Molecule: messenger RNA, 3270 nt
Organism: Ectocarpus siliculosus
Lineage: Eukaryota; Phaeophyceae; Ectocarpales; Ectocarpaceae
Source: the annotation of a GenBank genome assembly
AUGGGUUCGGAUGGGUCCUCUGUCACAACCGGAUAUACAUUCGGAGACUGGAUGGGAAUAGACGUCGACAAUCCUGCUUGGGCGGCACUGAAAGUGGACGAAGAAGGGGCGGUGGUAUGGGAGUGGCUGAACGGAACAACGCUGUCAUACGUGGCCGGAGCAGUCAUAGGCCUGGAUGGAUCCGUGAUCCUUGCCGGGUCCACCGUAGAUGGCGACUACCAAGGCUACGCAGCGCUCAAGCUUGACUAUGAAGGAGUGGAGCUGUGGAGGUGGCAGGACAACUCUAUUGACGCAAAUUGCAGAGCUUACGGCGUUGCGGCAUCAGACAGUGGCUCCGUGGUCGCCGUCGGGACGAUCAAUGACGGCGAGUGGGCCACCCCGAGUGUGGGGGGAUACGACUUCAUCGCGUACAAAGUGGACGGCGACGGCAAUCUGCUCUGGAAAUGGCAGGAUGGGACUAUCGGCUUCGACAUCUUGUGGGCUGUGGUGUCGGCGGAUGAGGAAGGGUCAGUCAUCAUGGCAGGGAUGACAUCGCUGGAUUUCUCGGGGCCAUCUGUUGGAAGCUUAGACUUCGUCGCCAUCAAGCUUGACUCAGGAGGGACGACACUGUGGACGUGGCAGGAUGGUACCAGCUCAAGCGACGAAAUUCAAGCUGCUGCGGCCACGGGGGACGGGUUCGUCGUGUUGGCUGGGUAUACGUUUGGCGAGUGGAGCGGGGGCUUGACGGGCGAGGAAUGUGAUUUCGCCGCGGUGAAGCUCGAUGCGAACGGAACGGAGGUUUGGAGGUGGCAGGGCGGCUAUGAGGUCGAGUACAACGUAAUUUACGCAGUUUCGGUGCAAGAAGACGGUACUGUUCUUCUCGCCGGAAGAACGGGGGGAUCUCAGGUUAUGUCCGACAAACGUGUGGGAUCUUCCGAUAUUGCGACAGUGAUGCUAGGGGCUGACGGACAAGAGAUCUGGCGCUGGAAGCAGGGAAGUUCUUCAGAUGACUUCAUGCUCCGGGGGAUGGCGGCAGGCUCAGACGGGAGGAUGGUAAUGGUCGGGAGUAUCAAUGGGUCUUGGGGAGGAGAACCCAAUCUUGGCUCUGAAGAUUUCUUGGUCGUCCUGCUCAACACCUCCACUCUCGACACCUCAACACCCCCAACGACGUCACCAACCGUCGCACUGAGUCCCGCGCCAGCCACUCCGGCACAUGCAUUUCCACCUUCUGAUACACCUGUCGAACUACCUGCUCCUACACUGGCACCGUCAGUCCGCAGUUCCUCGACGUUGGCACCUUCAGGUGGGAUUUCCUCGACAGUCGACUCAUUGGACGUUCUUUCGGGGGAUGAGUCAGCCCCGAGCCCUACGCCAAUCGUAGCCGGGGCGGUUUCCGCGGUUGCCGCUGCUAUCUUCAUCGCCCUUGCUAUCUGGUACAAGAGGUGGCAAAGAGCGAAGGGCAUGAAGACUGGUUCGGUGGUCCCUCCUAUCAGCAACGAUGAUAACUUCGAGCAUGGCCGUGAGGGUGACAAUCAGCAAGGCGCUAAGCAGCAUGCGCCAACCGUUGUUCAUGGAGGCAAUAACCAGCCUCCGCACAUGCGCAAGCCAAUAGAGGUUGUGGCGGGUGUCGAAGGCAUGGCCGUGGCAUCGGAAGCUGCACCCGGAGGGUCUGCAUCACGCAGCACCGAACAGGCCGCACAAACCCGGAUGAAUACACGAGGAGUUGCGUUUCCAUGCGUGGUUGAAGAAGCUAUUUCAGCGGACCAGUCCUUGACAACAACGAGCUCCACCACAACCUUGCCGGGUGAGCGGGCCGAUACUACCGCCGUCAGCCGUAAAGGCACACCCCAUUUUGCCGACGACCAUAUACUAGUCUCAGGCAAGGGAGAGACCUCCCAAACCGAUAGCCACCGAGCAUCGGUCGUUACUAGUGUGGGGGGUGGCCAGGCUGUUUUGCUAUUAGCCCAGGAGCUGGCGCACCAUUGCCAGGUUCCUGGUGUCAGCGAGGUAGCAACACUGGUUUCCCUUCUGGUGAAUCUGGUGACGGAUAGCUGCGACAACAACGGCGGGAGUGACGGGAGACUCAGGCAAUGCCGCUCGAUCAUCAUUCUGCUCAACCGGGCCGACAAGGUGGCUGGUAACGGUGAAAAUACGACCGGGGAGGUGACCCGUAUGUUGAUCGAAGACGUGCAUGAGGCAAUCUUCGACCUCGUCGAGCUCAUCAAAACGUACCAAAGUAAAAACAAGCUUUCGAAGGUGCUGAUGUCGACCCUCUUCAAGCGGCGACAGGACGAGCUUGAUGCGGUCGUAGACAGGGCCAUGGUGCGCCUUCAGUUGGGUCUCCACAUGCAAGUCGGACAAGACGUAAGUGCGAUCAAGACAGGAAUGGACCAAUACAAGGGUUCCAUUGCGGAGGCCCAAUCGGAGUCUCUGGCGGACGCUCGUAGAACAAGGCGUCAGCGCAAGCUAGAUCAAGUCGAGAUCCCCGAGGGACACCUGACCAUCACGAACGAAGUUCUCGGAAAGGGCGGCUUCGGCGAGGUGUACCUCGCCGACUAUAACGGUCGUAACGCCGCCGCCAAGCACCACCAAAACGACAGUCAGCGAAGAGCCUUCCUGCGAGAGCUCGAUGCCAUGAUCCGUCUGAGGAGCCCUCACACGGUCAACGUCUACGGAGCGGUCACGUCUCAGCCAGACCAUAUGGUUCUCGUCAUGGAGCUGCUCUCUGGUGGUGACCUCCGAACGCUUUUGAGGACCUCUGAACAGCCCCUUCCCCAGGAGCAAUCCAGGCGCAUCAUCGGAGACAUCUGCGCGGGCAUGGCCUUCCUUCAUGAGAAGGACACAGUUCACGGCGAUCUCAAGUCAGCCAACGUGCUUCUCGACGGGUCUGGACGAGCAAAGAUUGGAGAUUUCGGUACCUCCAGAUGGUCGCAGCAUACACACUCAACUGGUUUGGCUACGUAUACCACCACCAAACCCAGCACUCAGAUGAGCCUCGCCUGGAGCGCCCCGGAGGUGCUCGAAUCUGGUGGUAGCACCUACGCCAGCGAUGUCUACAGCUUCGGCAUCGUUGUGUGGGAAGUGGUGUCAGGCGAACUUCCUUGGGCGAACAAAACUCGCCCUAGGGAGAUACUGUCCGCGGUGUUGAUGGGAGCGCGGCCUUCGUUCCGUCACGAUGCUCCUGCGGACAUCGUGGAAAUCGCCAAGGCUUGCUGGGUUGGGGAGCCCCGCGCACGGACCACUUUCGAUGCCGUAUUGGAGGGCAUGGACUCAAAGGAACCUCACGAUUAG